CUAGAUAUCAUGUAAAUCAUCUCUUACAGGUUCUCUCAUAUCUGGCUUUAUGGCUAACAGAGUCGGACGCAAGCCAUGCCUGCUUUAUACAUCUAGUUUCAACAUUCUCGGCUAUGCUAUCAUGGCUAAUGCUGUCAAUGUCAGUACUAUGAGGGUUGGAAGGUUUGUUGCUGGCAUGGCUGCUGGCUCCAUUGCUGUGAUCAACGUGGUUUAUCUUGGUGAGAUUGCUUCACCAGAAAUCCGAGGUGCCCUAAUAGCCAUGGCCGGCAUCAUGCAUGUAUUUGGAAACUUACUAGUGUGUUCCCUGGGCCCGUAUGUGUCUAUAGGAGUGCUAUGCUAUGUUUGCGUCACUAUCAGCUGUGUGCAUGUACUGGUAUUGUGUUAUGUGCCGGAAUCUCAUGUGUACCAAGUGAUGAAAGGUAAACAUAAUGAAGCACGACUCACUCUACAUGAUCUAGGAAGAAGUGAAGACAUCGAGGAAGAAUUAAAAUUCAUUUGUAAACACAGCAACGAACUGCUGCUACCAGUACUACCACAGACAAAAGACAGUCACGGAAAAGUAGCAACAAGAUGGUUAAUAAAACUUGAGAGGAAGAAUAUAAGAGGCUUUUUUAUAACGUCCGUUCUUCUCUGUCUGCAAGCUACUAAGGGAAGGAUAGCAGUGAUUAACCUUGCAGCUGUGAUUUUUAAAAGUUCGUUUUCUUCAGUGGAUCCUGAUGUGGGGAAUGUUGUACUUGGAUUAACAGAGUUGUGUGGGGUGGUCAUGACCCCUUUGCUGGUUGAGCAAUGUGGCCGACGGAUCAUGUUGAUGAUGUCCCUUGGUUUUUGCUGUUUGUUUAUGGUGUAUGCAUCGUACCAAACAUCUUAAGCAGUGAGAUGUACAGCCCGCCCUUCAGAAGCACCUGCUGUUCCAUCUCCAUGAGCUUGGCGUGGUUGGUACUCCUGUACAGCUGGAAGUUCGAACAUCUUGCCACAGAGGCCUUUACCCCCGGAAUCUACUUCGUCUGUGCCGGUGUCAACGCAAUGGGCCUCUUUUUUGUCAUAUUCGUCGUGCCUGAAACGAUGGGGAAGAGUUUGAAAGAGAUUGGGAAUUCGCUUGAACGUCAUUGUGUUUUUUGAGUCACCUGCUUAU
Cydia strobilella is the source of this 1132-nucleotide messenger RNA. Its product is annotated as facilitated trehalose transporter Tret1-like. The transcript is spliced from 4 exons. Gene Ontology annotation, biological process: transmembrane transport. Gene Ontology annotation, molecular function: transmembrane transporter activity. The coding region runs from base 50 to 868 and encodes 272 amino acids. The record is from RefSeq and is a predicted model, not a curated record. Gene Ontology annotation, cellular component: membrane. Lineage: Eukaryota; Metazoa; Arthropoda; Insecta; Lepidoptera; Tortricidae.